AUGGACUCCCAAUUCGGGAAACUUUUUCAAGCUGGCAACAAGAUCGCAUUUUCCGUUAGGUUUCUCCACUAUCUGCUGUCUAGGAAACUCGUUACCAGUGAGAAGAAAGACAUAUGGUGUCUUUUCUCUGGUCAGCCAAUUCGUUUCUCGAUGAGGGAGUUCGCUAUUGCUACUGGUCUGGAUUGCUCGACUCUACCUUUGACAUCUGAAGGUGACGAUGAUGAAAUCAAGAGUUACACUAAGCAAUUGUUUGGUUCUGAGAAAAAUGCAACUCCACUUUGGAUAGCCAAUACUCUUUUGGGAAGGCCGUACAAGGACAAAGAUACCAGAUUCAAGCUUGCUUGUCUACUACUAGUUGACGGGAUAGUGUGUCCCACCUCUAAGAAUACAAAAAUUAAUGGGGAUCAUAUCUUGAUGGUUAGAGAUGUUGAUGAAUUUCUCUCCUAUCCUUGGGGUCGCAAAUCGUUUGACAUCACCAUGGAAAGCAUCAAAACUAGAACUGCUACUCUGUCCAAUCUCUGUCAGCCGACCUGUGCGAUUCAGGGCUUCUUACACGCUCUUCAAAUGGUGGUUUUAGCUUGCGUCCCCAACUUGUUGUCUAAGGAUGUUAAGGGGAAGAAACCAAGCUUAGCUGAUGAUGAUGAGGACGACGAUGAUCUCCCAUUAAUACGCCCCGGUGCCCAGAAACCAAUUACACAUCAGAUGAAUCAUGUUAAAAUGGUUGACAAAGACGAUAAGGUCGUUGUAAAACACAUCCUCGAAGAUGAGGACUCAGUCUUCGACGAGGAGAUUAUGGACGACGACGAGGAGGAGUCGAAGGUGGAAAAGUUGCCGAGUGCCAUUGAACAUGGAACUGCAUUCACCAACAAGUCCUUCGUUGGCGGAGUCAAGGCAUCCGAACAUAGUAAGCUUCCAAAGCAUCCAUCAUCCUCAACAUCACAAAAAACCUCAUCCGAUGGGGAUGACCACCUUGAUUCCGGUGUUCCUGCUUUUUUAGAGAAAUUGCUUGCUGGAAAUUCCAGCUUUUUGAAUGCGGUCAACACACUUUCAUCUGAUUUUUGGAUGAUUCGCCGUGAUGUGAAAUCGGCAGUCAAUGAGCUAGCCGCUUUACGCGCCGAGUUCACUAAAUUCAAAAAGAGGAAUUGUUCUACUGACACCUUGCCCGUUACAACCUCAAACAAAGUUCACAGAGAAGAACCACAAAAAGAUAACCAAGGAACCAACGAUGGUGAUCAGGAAAAAGAGAACGAGGGGAAUGCAGAGGGAGAAGAUAACGCAGCGGCCCAGGAAGGGGAGAAUCAAGUGUAUGAACCGAAAAUCGGUCAUGGUGUUGACGAUUCUCAAGUUGAAGAUGAAAAAGAAUUUACUUUCACCGAUGAGGCUACCAAGGCGACUAAUACGAUUGAUGAAGUACUUCAAGAUUUAAAUUCCUGUGAUCUGGGGGUAGAUGAGAGUACCAAUCUCCCAGUUUCGUCCAUUCCUGUAACAGAUCCAAAUAUACAGGAGACAGAGGACAAUGCAGACGUCCAAGAUCCAAUUUCAGAGCCCGCAAAUACAAAGGAGACAGAGGACAAUGCAGACGUCCAAGAUCCAAUUUCCGAGCCCGCAAAUACAAAGGAGACAGAGGACAUUGCAGAUGUCCAAGAUCCAAUUCCCGAGCCCCCAAACACAAAGGUACUAUUGAAGCCAAUAGUAGACGAUCCUCCAGCUUUUUCACUAGGUCUAACGCAGGAAGAGAAAAACCGUGAGGAAGCUCGGCUAAGAGAACAAGAGGACAAGAGAAAAACGGAUGUUAGAGAUUCUUCCAAAUGUCCUCCUCCAACACGUAAAAGCGUGCGCGCUGGAGCUGCAGCUACAUCUGCAGACUUUGUUUACCCUCAAAAACGGCAGAAAAAGAUCGACAAAUCUGUAGAGUUGUCUUCUUUCUUUCGUAGACCGACCUCCGAACAAGUAUCCUUCCUUGAAGCCAAAAUUAAAGAAACCAGCCUUUUCCCUUCCUGGUAUGGCAUUCGCCUUUCUUCGAACAUCUUUAAUCAGAUAAUGUCUUGUAACAAGCCAGUGAGCCCUUUGUGCAUGAAUGCCAUAGUUGCCUCAAUUCGUGAUGAGCUGUGGGCUACCAGAGAAGCUCAUCCCAUCAAUUACGAUUUCAUUGAGUUCGGAUUAAUUGUCGAAAUUGUCAGGCUUCAUGAUCAAUUUCUAUCAAACUCAAAGAAGGCCAAGAUAACCCUGCCCAAAGGUACCAUAUCCUACGUCAAAAACAGAUUUCCUUGGUACACUGUAGUCGGUCGUCUCUACUGUCCCUUCCAGAUUGAUGGUAGGCUUUGGAUUGGUCUUUGCAUCGAUUUGGAGACACACGAUAUAGCUGUUUUUAAUUGCAACCCAACAAUUAAGGAGAUGAAGCUUAAGAUCCUCAUAGUACCACUUGCCGAAUCUCUUCCACACUUCAUCAGGAAAGUAGCGUACAACUCAGAGAUGAAGAACGACACCCUAGACGCAUUCAACAUUUCAAUUGCUAAGCCUGUUUUCCAAACAGCAAAUCCAGGUCACAGCGCCGUACUUACACUCAUGCUACUUCAGCUUCACUCAGAGAACAUGCCAGUCGACACUGUCAUUGAAGACGAUUUGGUCCGUGAUGCAGCUCUUACCUACGCUUUCGACCUACUAUGUAAAGUCGAGCAACCAAUUUCAUCGGCCCCGCCGACUGAUCCCUGA
This is a messenger RNA of Eutrema salsugineum, 2712 nucleotides long. RefSeq lists its product as uncharacterized. Gene Ontology annotation, molecular function: cysteine-type peptidase activity. The coding region runs from base 1 to 2712 and encodes 903 amino acids. NCBI's taxonomy places the organism in Eukaryota, Viridiplantae, Streptophyta, Magnoliopsida, Brassicales, Brassicaceae. The record is from RefSeq and is a predicted model, not a curated record. The transcript has 9 exons. Gene Ontology annotation, biological process: proteolysis.